AUGAGUGGGACAGAAACGGAGAUGAAGGUCUCCCCAGAGAGGGCACAGGCCCUGGCCAGUCAGCUCCGUGCCGUCACCGAGCGCAUCCAGUCCGCAGCCAAGGGCCGAUCUGUCAGGCUCGUGGCCGUGUCCAAGCUGAAGCCGGCAAAUGACAUCCUGGCCCUGCACAACGCGCCCGUCGGCCACGCGCACUUUGGCGAAAACUACGCCCAGGAGCUGUCGCAAAAGGCCCAGGUGCUCCCGCGGUCCAUCCAGUGGCACUUCAUCGGCGGCCUACAGUCGACGCACUGCAAGAGCAUCGCCAAGAUCCCGAACCUGUGGUGCGUGUCGAGCGUCGACACGCUGAAGAAGGCCCAGCUUCUCGACCGCGCCCGCGGUCAGGCCGGGGAGCCGCCCCUCAACAUCCACGUCCAGGUCAACACGUCUGGCGAGGAGUCCAAGUCGGGCUGCGCGCCGGGCGAGGAGACGGUCGCCCUGUGCCGCGCCGUCGCCUCGGACGAGUGCCCCAACCUCCGCCUGCUGGGGCUCAUGACCAUCGGCGCCAUCGCGAGGUCCCGUGCCACCACGCCCGAGACGGAGAAUGAGGAUUUCGUAUGCCUGAGGGAGCAGCGCGACUUGGUGGCCAAGGAGCUGGCCUUGGAGGGAGAGCUGGAGCUGAGCAUGGGCAUGAGUGACGAUUUUGAGGGCGCCAUCUCUAUGGGGAGCCAUGAGGUCCGCAUAGGAAGCACAAUUUUUGGUGAAAGGCCAGCAAAGGCUGAUGCAAAAAUUAUCGAGUGA
Molecule: messenger RNA, 777 nt
Organism: Pyricularia pennisetigena
Lineage: Eukaryota; Fungi; Ascomycota; Sordariomycetes; Magnaporthales; Pyriculariaceae
Exons: 2
Coding region: 1-777 (258 amino acids)
Cellular component (GO): intracellular anatomical structure
Molecular function (GO): pyridoxal phosphate binding
Source: RefSeq, a predicted model, not a curated record